Molecule: messenger RNA, 5858 nt
Organism: Ectocarpus sp. CCAP 1310/34
Lineage: Eukaryota; Phaeophyceae; Ectocarpales; Ectocarpaceae
Source: the annotation of a GenBank genome assembly
AUGGCUGGGCGCAAGCACGACAAGGAGCCUGGCAAGUCUGCGAGCAUAGCACCGCCAAAGAGGCUCGCGCUCAGCGACAAGACUGCCCAAGCUGUCUUUGUCGACACAGAGGUACUGCUCGAGCCGGAGGUGAUUGGCCGGUCUGGAUCAGACGCUUACGGCUGGGCGCGGGGAAAGUACUACGCCGUGGCCCCCUACGCGGAGGAUGGGGUGGUCUCCAGAUGCGGCAAGGAUGGGAAGGAGGUGGCCGUGAGGUUCGAGAUAAGAGACAUGACGGCUGGAGGGGAGGGGGUGCACCUCUCGGCGACGGAGUGCAAGAAGGUGCAAAAGAGCCAGUACUAUUUCUUCCAGGCGGUGGAAUUCCUGCUCCCCGGGAAAUUUCUCUUCAUUUUUUCGGCUAAGAGCACCAAGUACCCGGAUAUCGAGCCUGUGCAGUUUUCGGUAACUGUCAAGGCCCCGGCGUCCCUCAAGAAGUCCUCGUCGUGGACGUCCGGUGGCGCCGGGGCGGGGGCCGGGGCGGGGGUGGGGGCGGGGGCGGGGGCCAAGGUUAAGGGCGGCAGCCGGCCCUCCCACGGCAGUAGCACGUCGGAAGAUCGAAACGGCGCGGCGGCGGCGGCGGCGGCAGUGGCGGCGGCUGUGGCGGCUGCCGAGAUGGCCGAGAAGAAGGACAAGCGGGAGAAGAACAAGCAAAAGAAGCUGGAACAGAAGCUCAAAGGCAGCACCCCUGUGCAAGGAACCGGCGACCGAAAGCGCGGCGGGCCAGCAGGAGGGGACGGUGGAAUUUUCUCCCCUCGCUCCGGCGCGCAAGGAAAGUCGAAGAAGAAGGCCAAGGUCGGCGCCAGCGAACCAUCUUCGGCUGUCCGUGUCCAGGUGAAUCUCCAAGCCCCCGCCCCUACGGGUACCCUCAAUGUCAAGGCCCGAGGUGGUGCUCCCGCCGUCACCCCGGCCACAUCGUUGUCUUCUUCGGGAGUACGACCAGGUGGAGGGAGCGGGGCUGCAAUCGCAAUCGGCAGCGACGGGACAGGGGUAGGGUCCGCCAUGAACAGCGGCGGCAGCAGCAACAGUAAGGCCAAGAAAGGGGGCAGUGGCGCGGGCGGCGCUCUGAAGGAUAAGGAAAAGGGUGGUGCCAAGGUGAAGGCUGCUGCGGUGCGGAAGAGCUCAACGAGCGGCGGCGGCGGCGGCGGCGGCGGCGGGGCGGUAGCAGCAGCAGCGGGCGGGUCACCAGCCGCGGGAGCGUCAGCAGCGAAAUCGAAGGGGAGACAAAAGUCGCCGGUGGCUGUGGGUGCGGGGCAGCAGCGGCAGGACGGAGGGAAGGAGGCGUUGUCGGGGGGGGGCGUUCGACGGCAGGAUGGAGCUUCACUCGCACCUGCUCCGGGUUCAGGAGGUAGCGGCUACAGCGGCAGCAGCGCCGCCACCAACAAGAAGCGGCCUCGGCCUGAAGACGGGGGCGGCGGGGUUAGCACUUCCGCAGCACCCGCGGCGACGGCAGGCACUGGGCCGAUCGCAGGGGGAGAGAGCGGCGGAGCACCAAAGAAGAAACAGAAGAAGACGCCGACGCCCACAAAAACGCCUGCCAAGAGCAGAGCGGCGGGGGGCAAGGGCGGGGGCGGGGUUGGCGCGGCCUCCCAUGCUGGUGCGCCGCUUGGUAGUGCCAGUGGUGCCGCAGUGGCCGUGGGGGCUCCGCCGGGUGCCGGUCAGGGUGGGGGUGUCUUUCAAGACCUUGGCGGCGGCAGGGUGCCGUCGCCUUGGGCUUCGUCUGGACUGGUGAUAGGCCCGCCUGAACAGCGGAAAGGUCCCAACUUGCACUUCGGAGGUCCUGGCUCUACGUCUUCUCCUGCGCUAAGCAGAAGCCAAGCCGGUGCCGCGGCAGGGGCGGGGGCUGCUGCGCCCUCCAAGACCGCCUCCAAGAAGACCAGCAAAAUGAGUUCAGCAACAGCCAAGGGGACGCUAGGGAAGACGCCUGCUUCCGCGGUAGCAAGCAAGGCCGCCGGUGGUGGCAACAACAAGUCAACGAAGGCGGCUUCCGCCUCCGCUUCCGCUCCCGCCGCUGCAGCAUCCCCAGCUGCUGCUCCUCAUCCCAAGACCGGAGCUGAGUCCUCCGCGGCGACUGGGGGCAAGGAAGUUUCCGCCGUUGCUGCGGGCUCGCCCCUCCUGCCCAAGGUUGCUAGGGCCUUCAAGACAUCAUCGUCAGGGCCAGGGACUACCGACAAGACCGAGGUCUGCAAGUCUUCGGCAGCAGCAGCGGGGGCGGCGUCACGGCCGGGGGCAGGAGAAAACGCCUCCGCCGCCGCCGCAGCUGUCGCCGCCGCCUCCUGUCACAAAUCUCCGAAAUGUGUUCUCAAAUCUCCGAAGAAAGUCUCGUCGUCUUCAGUGUCGAUUGACUCGUCUUCCUCUGCCGCUGGCCCGCCCGGUUUGCCCAAGGCCGCCGCCAAGAGCAAGAGCAAGAGCAAGGCCACGCCGGGGUCGCCCAAGGCGAGCAAGCCCAAACCAGGCCCGUCGUCACCACGAUCUGGUGGGGCUAGGUCUGGGCCCUCCUGUGCGCAGCCUGCAGCAGGAGGCGUCGCUCCCGGGGUCGUAGGAGAGCUCGUGUUGGCGGCGGCGGAGGCUGUCAAGACGGCGGCGGCGGCGGGCGGGAACGCCCCGGCACUAGUGGUCCCCAAGGGGCGCGGCCGGCCGCCAACUCCUGGCGGAAAAAACGCUAAGAAAAGGGAGUCUUUGCUCCAGAAGUUGCUGGAGGAAGAGAUGGCGAAGGUCAACAAAGCCGGUACCCCCGGUCCCGCUGAGCGCAGCGGUCCGUUUCCUUCCCCCUCCUCCUCCUCGGCCCAGAGCGAGAAGGACAAGGAGAAGGCCAAGGAUAAGGACAAGAAGGAGGAAGACAGGGCGAGGGCGGUGGCAGCGGCAGCCGAUGCGGCGGACGCGAGAGGCCGACGGUCGAGGGAUCAAGAGGCGCCGGGUAGUCCCGCCGGCAAGCCUAAGAAGAAGGACAAGAAGAAGGAGGGCAGCACAAAGGAGAGCAAUAACAAGGACAACAAGAAGGAGAAGACCAAGAAAGAGAAGAGAGACGGAGAGGAGAAGGAAGUGGAGAAGGUCAAGGAUGAUGGCAAGGAGAAGGUGAAGAGGAAGGCCGUCAAGGCGAAGAACGCUAAGGACAAGACCACCGAGGACAAGGGCUCCAAGGACAAGAGCGACGAAGGCAAGGACGGCGCUGGGGGGCACGCCGAUGGCACAGCCGGUUCCGACAAGAAAGCCACCGGAGAAGAGAAACUCCUCGCAACCCCGCCGGCUCCCAAAGGCAAGGGGAAACCCAAGAGCGUCGCCACUCCGGGGGAAGGGGAGAGAGUGUCCGGCUCGGCUGCUGCGCCAGCGAGCCCCUCGGAGAAAAUGCGCGGUGGUGGCGGUACGGCCAAGACACCCGGUUCCAGGGCUCCGUCAGUUGGUGGCGGCGGCGGCGAUGGUACCAAGGUUAAGAAGGGGAAGCAGGCGACGGCGGCGGCGGCGGCGGCGGCGGCGGCGGCGGCGGCGGGGGGUUCAGGGAGGGAGGAGAUUGACUUGAGGGGUGAUCCGAUGAAGGUAGACGAGGAUAAGGAUAAGCAGGAUGAGACGGAGGAAGAAAAGGAAAAGGAGGUGGAAGAUGACCGGUGGUGGGUGGGGGGUGCCUGGGGCAAGGACGAGAAUCACGUCAUCGAGUUGGACGAGAACCUGAUGCAGGAGGGAACGCUACCGCAAACAUUCUCUUCGUACGAUGGGGAGUUCGAGGUGGAUAUUCCCGCGGGCCUGUUCGGGGUUAUCCUGGAUGAUACUCGGGCUAUCCUGGAAGAGGGCAAUCUCAUCCGCCUUCCUCGCACCCCUUGCGUGAGGGAGGGUCUGGAAGACUUCAUCUCUGCGUCGAGAGGCGACGACGUUCCCGGACGGGAAUUCAUAAAGUUCAUCGGCAACUGCUUCGACGGUCUUCUGGACACUCCUCUUCUCUUCCCUGCGGAACAAGAGCAGCUCGUACAGGCGCUCACCCACGCGGAGUCUCAGCUCAGGCUGGACAAGGAGCGCGAGCAAGAGCUGAGAGAUGAAGAGGCUAUCGACGUCAGGGGGGACGGAGACGGGGACGGACAGACGCUCCAGGGCUAUGCCGCAGCAGCAGGCGUUGGGACGACUGGGAGCGGCGGCGGGAGCGGUGGCAGUCGUUCCAAAAGCUCGAAGAAGGCCAAGCCCUCGCGAGCAGACCGGGCGGGCGACUUGUUCAGCGACGCGGACGGCAUUUCGGCCAGCGAUAUCUACGGGCUUGAGCACUUAGUGCGGAUGCUGGCCGCGCUCCCGAGCAUGAUGGGCCCGGCUAUCGACGCUUCCAUCACCAGCCCGAGAAUCGCGCCCGGGUCACGGAAGUACCCUGCCAAGUACAACAAGAUGCUGGCCGCCCUCGUGGAGUUCCUAGAGCUACAGCGGCGUGAGGGCGCCUUCGAUCGCGAGUACGUUAGCGCCGAAAAUCUUGCCUCAACCGUCGCGUGAAAAGGGCUAAUAGCAGCGGGGUGUGGUUGCGGCCGUGACACCCUGUUCUUGUUGUGGCUGCAACGGCAGCGCACGCGCUAAAGCACAAGGCAGAGGCAGGGUAGCGGCCGUGAUGCCCUGUAUUUGUUGUAGCCGGAUGAACACGCUUGGACGGUAAAACUCGGGCGGGAGUGUGAUCGAGUCAACAGGAGCACACUAGGUUAAUUUGCCCCGUGAGCUUUUGCUGCGCCAGUGGCAACCAACCGCAAACAAGGUGAUCUUAGCUAUGAUAGCUUUUCCAGGUCGGGAGAAAGCCAGUCAGCUAUCAUCCGUAGAGUCACGUCAGCGUUAGCACUUCGUGUCAAGGGAGAGAGGCGUCGAGGGAGGGAGGGGGAGGUCAAAAGGUGAUGCCCAUAACGAAAAGGCGCUCUUUGGUUGCGGAACACUAGUUUGUUUGGGCGGAUUUACAAGGCUGAACUCCUCACCCAAGCGACUCGUCGCUAGGCGUCGAUGAUAAAUUGGGUUGGGUUGGUUUUUGGCCAGAGCAGUAGCGGGUUCCAAGGAGAGUCCAUGUAGUUCACGAAAUAUAGGUUGUAUGAGCUUUAUUGUGAGUCACGGCGACAACUGUAUCAUAAUUACACCGAGGUUUGCCUGCGUUGUUGUGACCACGGUCCGAGAGAUGAGGCUAAUUUUAACGUGUCAAGUAUAGUGAGCAAAGAGUACGGUCAGGUGGAGAGGGUUACUACGUGCUGUGGAGCGGUGUUUCCCGCACUCAGCACCCACCUCUUCACGGCUGGCAUCACGGGCUCCGUUUAUCACAGUAGCAUUAGGUGCAGUCUAAGGGAUUCGACGCACACGGUGGAGGUAGGGAGUGCCGCGUGAGCGGGGGUGGGUGGGAGGGGGGCCUUCCAGAUGAAGGCUAGUUUCAUGAUACCAUGCGACACGAUCACACGUAGGUGUACAGGUCGUUUGGUUCGGGCAUCGGGAAGAGAGUCUGAUUGCGUGACGGAAGCAGCACCUCCCCCCACACACACACCGGUAGUUACUUGUCCGUCGGAGUGCACGCAAUUGCACGUGUUCUAUGCAUAGAUAGAGGUGAUAAUAAAGCGUGCAGCAUAGUCUACUGCCUGUUUUUUCUGGGGUUGAUUUUUCAACGAACUUGUAUGUUGUGGUUGGUUGAGUGUUUUAUUGGGGCAUAAUGCAUCGGUCGGGUUGAUUGUUUUUAUGCCGGAAGUGGGUCGGUGGGAAUCGGUUUCACUUCGCCUUUUGUUUGAAGAGUAGGCAAAGGGGAGGGGGCUAACAACAGACUGGAUAGAGGACGGGACGUGUUUGUCUUUAACUUCCAAAUGUAACAUGUUUUGCUACGCUUACGUGAUCAG